AUGACGAUUACUUACAAAGAACUAGAUAUAAAUAAUAUCAGAUACUUUACAAGAUUAAAAGAACUUAUCGAUGCAGAUCUUUCUGAACCAUAUUCGAUAUAUGUGUAUCGAUAUUUUCUAAAUCAAUGGCCACAAUUGGCUUAUUUAGCCUUUGAUAGCGAUUCCAAGGAUAAUCUACCAAUAGGUUGUAUUAUAUGUAAGAAUGAAAUACAUCGAAAUUCAAGAAUGAGAGGAUAUAUUGGAAUGCUAGCUGUUCAAAAGGAAUAUCGUAGCCAGGGAAUUGCUAAGAAACUUGUUGAACAAGCUAUUGAAAGGAUGAUUCUAAAUGGUUGUGAUGAAAUUAUGCUUGAAACAGAAGUUGAAAAUAUGGCUGCAUUGAAUCUAUAUGAAGGAUUGGGAUUCAUUAGAAUGAAAAGAAUGUUUAGAUAUUAUUUAAAUGAAGGUGAUGCAUUUAAAUUGAUAUUGCCAAUAACAGAAAGGAGUAGUGUACGAUCUACUUUCCUUAUGAAUCAAGACCCAGUAGUUGAAUCUAAUGCACACUCAAAUCUAAUUGUAUAA
Maudiozyma barnettii is the source of this 558-nucleotide messenger RNA. It is a transcript of the gene MAK3, whose product is annotated as peptide alpha-N-acetyltransferase MAK3. Gene Ontology annotation, biological process: N-terminal peptidyl-methionine acetylation. NCBI's taxonomy places the organism in Eukaryota, Fungi, Ascomycota, Saccharomycetes, Saccharomycetales, Saccharomycetaceae. The transcript has a single exon. Gene Ontology annotation, cellular component: NatC complex. The coding region runs from base 1 to 558 and encodes 185 amino acids. The record is from RefSeq and is a predicted model, not a curated record. Gene Ontology annotation, molecular function: protein-N-terminal amino-acid acetyltransferase activity.